UCGCGAUUUCAAAUAGACAAUUAACUCUAUUUUUAUUCACACAAAAUAAUUCAACUCUGCUUAAGCAAGCCACUGACCAACCCUAAGGAUUCCCCACCAAACCCCUCGGCAUUGGUUCCCUUCCAGCAGCAACAAAUAACCUUAAUUGCAUCGCAGAGCCUCACUAACCCGCCUUCCCCUUCCCCCCUUUUCCCCACGCCCCUCAUCAUGGUCAUCAAGAAGCGCUGUCUCCUCUGGGACUGGACCAACACAGCCCACAUGCCCGAAGCGAUAGAACGCAUCAACUUCAACGGCGCCCUCUCCUCCUGCGCCAACUGGAACGCCUGGGCUCCCCCGGAGCUACAAGGCCGUCUACCCUUCCGCCCCACCGUCCGCGGUCUCGAGCAGCUGACUUCUCCGCAAGAAUGGGCCAUGAUACAGAACAACGAUCAUGCCAUCCUGCACUUCUUCAAUGAGCCAGAGCGGGCCGGUAUCUCCCCGCGAGACGCUGUUCGCUGGUGGUGCGAGAAGAUGGUCCCGCUGCGCAAAGCUACCGGGAAGCAGAUCAUCGGUCCGGGCUGUGCUAGCGAUGCUGAGGGCGAGGCAUGGCUCGCGGCGUUCAUGGAAGGAGUGGAGGCUGUGGACGAGCCCCCAGAUUAUCUAGGCGUGCAUUAUUACGGUGCGGAUGGCGGGGCGGCAAUCCGGUAUCUGGAGAUGAUGCAUGAUAGGUACCCGCGAUAUCCCAUGGUGGUGUCAGAGAUAGCGUCGAUAUCGAGGGUGAAAAAGGAGGUGUUUGCUUUCACGGCCCAGGUGGCCAACUGGAUGGAUCAGUGUCCGUGGAUCUUUGAGUAUGCAUUCUUCGGCUGCAUGCGCGGGCUUGCGGAUGAUUUUGUGAGCCCGGAGGCACAGUUGAUGAAUUCGGAUGGGACAAUGAGGUACUUGAUGAAGAAGCUGAUGGAGGAGCAGCCGAUAAGACCGAUUUGAGGGGUGAGAUUGGAGGCUCAAUUCCAAUGGGGGGAUGGCUGACGGUAGGUAUGUAGUAUGAUUUAAGCCCGGAUUAUACACUGAGCCGGACAGAGCCAAAGAUUGAGGGAAAGCAUUAAGCCAGAGGUUGGGCCAGAGGUUGAGCCAAAGCAUUGAGCAUAGCAUCUGAUAACGUCAGAAGGAUUGCAAAAACAUUAUCUUCCAGGGGCAACAAGGGAAGACGAGAGCAGGGGCGGUGCCAAAUUGAGGCCAUCGGUCACUAGUCAC
Amorphotheca resinae ATCC 22711 is the source of this 1230-nucleotide messenger RNA. Its product is annotated as glycoside hydrolase family 128 protein. Lineage: Eukaryota; Fungi; Ascomycota; Leotiomycetes; Helotiales; Amorphothecaceae. The coding region runs from base 208 to 963 and encodes 251 amino acids. Gene Ontology annotation, cellular component: fungal-type cell wall. The record is from RefSeq and is a predicted model, not a curated record. Gene Ontology annotation, biological process: fungal-type cell wall polysaccharide metabolic process. The transcript is spliced from 3 exons.